Arachis duranensis is the source of this 564-nucleotide messenger RNA. RefSeq names its product VQ motif-containing protein 11. NCBI's taxonomy places the organism in Eukaryota, Viridiplantae, Streptophyta, Magnoliopsida, Fabales, Fabaceae. Bases 37 to 474 code for a protein of 145 amino acids. The record is from RefSeq and is a predicted model, not a curated record. The transcript has a single exon.
UCAUUCCUCAUCAAUUAGAAAGAGAGAGAGAGAAGCAUGCAUAUACAUAGAGGAAGCUCGUCCUACAGUUGGGAUGCAGCAAGAAUAGGGAACACGACGUUCGUGCAAGCAGAUCCAUCAAACUUCAGGGAAGUGGUGCAGAAACUCACCGGAGCACCGAAGAAGAAAGCAGCAGCAGCAAGCUUCAAGCUACAGGAGAGGCGCCACGCCUACGCCGCCAAGAAGCUAGAGCUCACCAUAGGCGGCCUCUCAGAAAGGCCACCUUUCUUCACCGACGCCACUACUCCAUCAUCAUCAUCCGUAUCGUCGGCGUCCCCCGUGUCUCCUCUGCAAAUGGAAAUGGAAGAGAGAGUCAUAGCUCACAAAGGCUUCUACUUACUGCCUUCUCCUUCUUCUUCUCAUCAUUAUCGUCACACCACUCCUCAGUUACUCUCCCUCUUUCCUUUGCAUAAUAACCAAACCAAUUCUCACUAAACUAAACCACCUUUCUUGAUUUAUUUAAUUAAUAAUCUCUCCUAACUCUCUACUCUCUCUACACUUAAUUUAUCUUGCUUGUUAAAUAUU